UAUCAUUUCACAAGUCGUUAUCUCUCUCUGAAGUGACCAUGGCCGAAAAUUCUGCUCUCAGUCCAAAUCAAAACUUAGAAAAUGAUGAUUCUGUGCCGAUUGAUUUAACUAAAGAUUCUAAUGAUAAUAGUAGUGAAACUGAUAAUGUGAUAAACAGACGAAAACGAAAGCCGAAAAAGUUCGAAAAUUUAUCUGACAUUGACAUUGAAGAAAGGAGGAAUACUGCAAACGUCCAGGAAAGAAAACGUAUGAAAAAGUUAUCGAAAGCUCUUGAAGAUCUCCGAAAGUGUAUACCGGCCGAAUAUCACCUAACCAACCGAAAAAUGUCUAAAAUUCGGACUCUUAAAUUAGCUGUUAAUUACAUUGCUUCUUUAACAGAUAUAAUUGACAGAGACAAUUUGUUAAAACAACAAGCCUUCCACCUUGAAAGUCAGAUGAUACAAUCAACAUAUUCUUAUUUGAUGCCUUCGCCCAUAGUUCAACAAGGGAACAUUUCCACCGUGCAGCAGUCAGGGUUUUCGCCGUAUCACACGCCUUGUAUUAGUUCCGAACACAACAGACUACCAAAACGACACUUAAAUUUCUCUCCUUUUUGUGGAACACCAAUUCCGUCGAUGAUUUCGCAGGGAAGACAGUUAACAUAUCAGACUCCGGUGAAAUCAGAACCAACUCCGUAUAGGAUUCCGGAAAUGAUCGAAAGACGGCGUACAAGUACCUUUUCGUCUCCGUCAUUUAUUGGUGAUCUUAGAAAUAUGAAUGAAGUAAAUACAAGUUUUCUAAGCCCAAUGACAGACGAUAGUGAUGUGGGGUCUGGACCUUCACGUUUAACCGAUACAAAACAGUAUGCAUACACUUUAGAUGGAAUCAGUCCACUUCCAGAAGAGGAAAAAUUCAGAGGAACUGACUGUGUGUUUGAUCCAAGACGGAGAAUCAAGAAAAUAGAAUGACGGAUUAGAUAUACAGUUCAGAUUGUGACCAGUUCAAUGCGAGGCUCAAUCUAGUGCUACAGAAUAGCCAGACGACUUCAGAUCAAAACAUUUAUACAACACAGUAUACAGUUUGUGGCAAGUUCAAUGCGAGGUUCAAUGUAGUGCUACAGAAUAGCCAGACGACUUCAGAUCAAAACAUUUAUACAACACAGUAUACAGAUUGUGGCAAGUUCAAUGCGAGGUUCAAUGUAGUGCUACAGAAUAGCCAGACGACUUCAGAUCAAAACAUUUAUACAACACAGUAUACAGAUUGUGGCAAGUUCAAUGCGAGGUUCAAUGUAGUGCUAUAGAAUAGCCAGACGACUUCAGAUCAAAACAUUUAUACAACACAGUAUACAGAUUGUGGCAAGUUCACUGCGAGGUUCAAUGCAGUGCUACAGAACA
Molecule: messenger RNA, 1373 nt
Organism: Mytilus trossulus (common blue mussel)
Lineage: Eukaryota; Metazoa; Mollusca; Bivalvia; Mytilida; Mytilidae
Product: myogenic factor 5-like
Exons: 2
Coding region: 39-947 (302 amino acids)
Biological process (GO): axon development; sensory organ development; positive regulation of transcription by RNA polymerase II
Cellular component (GO): nucleus
Molecular function (GO): protein dimerization activity; DNA-binding transcription factor activity, RNA polymerase II-specific; E-box binding
Source: RefSeq, a predicted model, not a curated record